Molecule: messenger RNA, 4038 nt
Organism: Pipistrellus nathusii (Nathusius's pipistrelle)
Lineage: Eukaryota; Metazoa; Chordata; Mammalia; Chiroptera; Vespertilionidae
Source: the annotation of a GenBank genome assembly
AUGAGCAGGUCUCGCGCCUCCAUCCAUCGGGGGAGCAUCCCCGCGAUGUCCUAUGCCCCCUUCAGAGAUGUACGGGGACCCCCUAUGCACCGAACCCAAUACGUUCAUUCCCCAUAUGAUCGUCCUGGUUGGAACCCUCGGUUCUGCAUCAUCUCUGGGAACCAGCUUCUCAUGCUGGAUGAGGACGAGAUACACCCCCUUCUGAUCCGGGACCGGAGGAGCGACUCCAGCCGCAACAAACUGCUGAGACGCACAGUCUCCGUGCCGGUGGAGGGGCGGCCCCACGGCGAGCAUGAGUACCACUUGGGCCGCUCGCGGAGGAAGAGUGUCCCCGGGGGGAAGCAGUACAGCAUGGAGGCCGCCCCCGCUGCGCCCUUCCGGCCCUCGCAAGGCUUCCUGAGCCGGAGGCUGAAAAGCUCCAUCAAGCGCACGAAGUCCCAGCCCAAACUUGACCGGACCAGCAGCUUUCGCCAGAUCCUGCCUCGCUUCCGAAGUGCUGACCAUGACCGGGCCCGGCUGAUGCAGAGCUUCAAGGAGUCGCAUUCUCACGAGUCCUUGCUGAGUCCGAGCAGUGCAGCCGAAGCCUUAGAGCUCAACCUGGAUGAGGAUUCCAUCAUCAAGCCCGUGCACAGCUCCAUCCUGGGCCAGGAGUUCUGUUUUGAGGUGACAACAUCGUCAGGAACAAAAUGUUUUGCCUGUCGUUCUGCGGCCGAAAGGGACAAAUGGAUCGAGAACCUCCAGAGAGCAGUGAAGCCCAACAAGGACAACAGCCGCCGGGUGGACAACGUGUUGAAGCUGUGGAUCAUAGAGGCCCGGGAGCUGCCCCCCAAGAAGCGGUACUACUGCGAGCUGUGCCUGGACGACAUGCUGUACGCCCGCACCACCUCCAAGCCACGCUCGGCGUCGGGGGACACCGUCUUCUGGGGCGAGCACUUCGAGUUUAACAACCUGCCUGCGGUCCGCGCCCUGCGGCUGCACCUGUACCGCGACUCAGACAAAAAGCGCAAGAAGGACAAGGCGGGCUACGUGGGCCUGGUGACUGUGCCCGUGGCCACCCUGGCCGGGCGCCACUUCACAGAGCAGUGGUACCCCGUGGCCCUGCCCACUGGCAGUGGGGGCUCUGGGGGCAUGGGGGGCUCAGGAGGGGGCGGGGGGUCAGGGGGCGGGUCAGGGGGCAAGGGCAAAGGAGGCUGCCCGGCGGUGCGGCUGAAAGCACGUUACCAGACAAUGAGCAUCCUGCCCAUGGAGCUGUACAAGGAGUUCGCAGAGUACGUUACCAACCACUAUCGCAUGCUGUGUGCGGUCCUGGAGCCCGCCCUGAAUGUCAAGGGCAAGGAGGAGGUCGCCAGCGCCCUGGUUCACAUCCUGCAGAGCACGGGCAAGGCCAAGGACUUCCUUUCAGACAUGGCCAUGUCUGAGGUGGACAGGUUCAUGGAACGGGAGCACCUCAUAUUCCGCGAGAACACGCUCGCCACUAAAGCCAUAGAAGAGUACAUGCGACUGAUUGGUCAGAAAUACCUCAAGGAUGCCAUUGGGGAAUUUAUCCGAGCUCUGUACGAGUCUGAGGAGAACUGCGAGGUGGACCCCAUCAAGUGCACGGCGUCCAGUCUGGCAGAGCACCAGGCCAACCUGCGGAUGUGCUGUGAGUUGGCCCUGUGCAAGGUGGUCAACUCCCAUUGCGUGUUCCCGAGGGAGCUGAAGGAGGUGUUUGCGUCUUGGCGACUGCGCUGCGCAGAGCGGGGUCGGGAGGACAUCGCUGACCGGCUGAUCAGCGCCUCGCUCUUCCUGCGCUUCCUCUGCCCAGCCAUCAUGUCGCCCAGCCUCUUCGGGCUCAUGCAGGAGUAUCCGGAUGAGCAGACCUCACGAACCCUCACCCUCAUCGCCAAGGUCAUCCAGAACCUGGCCAACUUUUCCAAGUUUACCUCAAAGGAGGAAUUUCUGGGGUUCAUGAACGAGUUCCUGGAGCUGGAGUGGGGCUCCAUGCAGCAGUUCCUGUAUGAGAUCUCCAACCUGGACACGCUGACCAACAGCAGCAGCUUUGAGGGCUACAUCGACUUGGGCCGCGAGCUCUCCACACUGCAUGCCCUGCUCUGGGAGGUGCUGCCCCAGCUCAGCAAGGAAGCCCUCCUGAAGCUGGGCCCACUGCCCCGGCUCCUCAAUGACAUCAGCACAGCUCUGCGGAACCCCAAUAUCCAAAGGCAGCCGAGCCGCCAGAGCGAGCGGCCGCGGCCUCAGCCCGUGGUGCUGCGGGGCCCGUCGGCCGAGAUGCAGGGCUACAUGAUGCGGGACCUCAACAGCUCCAUCGACCUUCAGUCCUUCAUGGCGCGAGGCCUCAACAGCUCCAUGGACAUGGCUCGCCUCCCCUCCCCAACCAAGGAGAAGCCGCCCCCGCCGCCACCCGGCGCGGGGAAAGACCUGUUCUACGUGAGCCGCCCUCCCCUGGCCCGGUCCUCGCCAGCGUACUGCACGAGCAGCUCGGACAUCACAGAGCCGGAGCAGAAGAUGCUGAGUGUCAACAAGAGCGUCUCCAUGCUGGAUCUGCAGGGGGACGGGCCCGCGGGCCGCCUCAACAGCAGCAGCGUGUCCAACCUGGCCGCCGUCGGGGACCUGCUGCACUCCAGCCAGGCCUCGCUCACCGCCGCCCUGGGGCUGCGGCCCGCACCCGCUGGCCGCCUCUCCCAGGGGAGCGGCUCGUCCAUCACCGCGGCUGGCAUGCGCCUCAGCCAGAUGGGUGUCACCACGGACGGCGUUCCCGCCCAGCAACUACGCAUCCCCCUCUCCUUCCAGAACCCUCUCUUCCACAUGGCUGCUGAUGGGCCAGGUCCCCCAGGGGGCCACGGAGGGGGCGGUGGCCACGGCCCGCCUUCCUCCCAUCACCACCACCACCACCAUCACCACCACCGAGGGGGAGAGCCCCCAGGGGACACCUUCGCCCCGUUCCAUGGCUAUAGCAAGAGCGAGGACCUCUCCUCGGGGGUCCCCAAGCCCCCUGCCGCUUCCAUCCUUCACAGUCACAGCUACAGUGACGAGUUCGGACCCUCUGGUACUGACUUCACCCGCCGGCAGCUCUCCCUACAGGACAACCUGCAGCACAUGCUGUCCCCGCCCCAGAUCACCAUCGGUCCCCAGAGGCCCGCCCCCUCGGGGCCUGGAGGGGGGAGCGGCGGCGGGGGCGGCGGCGGGGGUGGUGGGGGCCAGCCGCCUCCACUGCAGAGGGGCAAGUCCCAGCAGUUGACAGUCAGCGCUGCCCAGAAGCCCCGGCCGUCCAGCGGGAAUCUAUUGCAGUCGCCGGAGCCCAGUUACGGCCCUGCCCGUCCCCGGCAACAGAGCCUCAGCAAGGAGGGCAGCAUUGGGGGCAGCGGGGGCAGCGGUGGCGGAGGGGGUGGGGGGCUCAAGCCCUCCAUCACCAAGCAGCAUUCACAGACGCCAUCCACGCUGAACCCCACAAUGCCAGCCUCUGAGCGGACGGUGGCCUGGGUCUCCAAUAUGCCCCACCUGUCGGCUGACAUCGAGAGUGCCCACAUCGAGCGGGAGGAGUACAAGCUCAAGGAGUACUCCAAGUCGAUGGAUGAGAGCCGGCUGGACAGGGUGAAGGAGUACGAGGAGGAGAUCCACUCCCUGAAGGAGCGGCUGCACAUGUCCAACCGGAAGCUGGAAGAGUAUGAGCGGAGGCUGCUGUCCCAGGAAGAACAGACCAGCAAAAUCCUGAUGCAGUAUCAGGCCCGCCUGGAGCAGAGCGAGAAGAGGCUAAGGCAGCAGCAGGUGGAGAAGGAUUCGCAGAUCAAGAGCAUCAUUGGCAGGCUGAUGCUGGUGGAGGAGGAGCUGCGCCGGGACCACCCCACCAUGGCUGAGCCACUGCCCGAGCCCAAGAAGAGGCUGCUCGACGCUCAGGAGAGGCAGCUUCCCCCCUUGGGUCCAACAAACCCGCGUGUGACGCUGGCCCCACCCUGGAACGGCCUGGCCCCCCCAGUCCCGCCCCCCCCACCCCGGCUGCAGAUCACCGAGAACGGCGAGUUCCGAAACACCGCAGACCACUAG